CCCAUACUAACAUCCCCAACCUUAUUGAUCCCACACAACCAUCAUUCCCGUUAUCAAGCAGCUUGCACCAACAAUCAUCCCCUUAUCUCCAGCCCUUCAUGGCCAUGGCAACCCAAGCCUCCCUCUUCACCCCUCCCCUCUCCGCCUCAAAGUCCGGGGACCGUGUCACCGUGCCAUGGAAACAAUCCUCAACCCUCUCCUUCACCAGUCCCAAGCAACUCAAAUUCUGUGUCUCCCAGCGCACAAUCAAGGCAGCUGCUGGGGAAGCCGCCGAGGCACCCGCCGAGGCACCUGCCAAGGCAGCUCCGGUGGGAUUCACUCCACCUGAGUUGGACCCAAGCACUCCCUCGCCGAUUUUCGCCGGCAGCACUGGUGGCCUGCUGCGGAAGGCUCAAGUUGAAGAGUUUUAUGUGAUCACUUGGGACUCUCCCAAAGAACAAAUCUUUGAGAUGCCCACUGGAGGUGCAGCCAUAAUGAGGCAGGGUCCUAACCUCCUCAAAUUGGCCAGGAAGGAGCAGUGCUUGGCCCUGGGGACUAGGCUGAGGUCUAAGUACAAGAUCAAGUACCAGUUUUACAGGGUGUUCCCCAAUGGGGAGGUCCAAUAUUUGCACCCAAAGGACGGUGUCUACCCUGAGAAGGUGAACCCCGGCCGUCAAGGUGUCGGAGUGAACUUCAGGUCAAUUGGAAAGAAUGUGAACCCGAUAGAGGUCAAGUUCACCGGCAAGCAAGUGUAUGACUUGUGAGGUGUUGGAUUCUUAUGUUGUUGUGAUGUAUUUAUUAUUUACGGGACUGUACGUCGUUAAUGUUUGAACCUUCAUUUUGUUUUUCUCAAGUUGCUACAUCAAAAGGCUAUAUGUUGUAUUA
Carya illinoinensis is the source of this 864-nucleotide messenger RNA. RefSeq names its product photosystem I reaction center subunit II, chloroplastic-like. Gene Ontology annotation, cellular component: photosystem I reaction center; photosystem I. The transcript has a single exon. NCBI's taxonomy places the organism in Eukaryota, Viridiplantae, Streptophyta, Magnoliopsida, Fagales, Juglandaceae. The record is from RefSeq and is a predicted model, not a curated record. The coding region runs from base 99 to 743 and encodes 214 amino acids. Gene Ontology annotation, biological process: photosynthesis.